AUGUACAUCCUUUAACAACUUGCAGCUUAAUUCCUAAUUUACUCAAUUUUACUCAAUUACUCAAUUUACUCAAUUUACACUUUUGCACUGCUUGCUGUUCAUUUUUUAUAUCGAUAUCUAGCAGUCUGCAGGUAAUUUCUUACUGAUACUGUCUUCUCUUAAUCUUAGGUUUGAGACAUUAUAAGCAUGUCUGUAAUUUAAUUUGUUUAACUAAAUUUUCCAGACCGCUUGCCAUAGCCCAAUUUUUCCGCCCAAAAACUAUUUUCCUCAAUUCCCUAUUUGUAAUGUGUUUUGGAAGUUCUUGGCUGCUCAUCGGUCACAUAAUUAUGUGGCCUGAUGAUCACAUAUAUGAUCUAAUUGAUGAAAAGUUCAAAGAAAUUCAUAACACAAAUAGUAGAGAUUUGGCAAUGAUUGUUGCAAAUUAUGAGGUGAGAAUUGUAAGUUGAAAGACAUUUAAUAUAAAGGUACAGUAUAGUAAGAUAGGAUACUACGAAAGUAUACUCAGAAUAUAUAAAAAAGACCAAAUAUCGAUUUUAAUUUGCUCUAGUUUUUUUUUAAAGUUUUCAGUUAACGUUUUGGUAAUUUGGCGAAUUUUCAAAAAGUUUGGCCAUUUUUAUUAAUAUCAGACAUUGUUGCAAGCUGGCCCUCGCAUAAUGUUUGAAUAUAUUAAUAAUUUCAAAUAAUAAGUCAUACAACGCAAAAUGUAUCUUGAUCAAUUUUUUAAAUCAUAAUAAGUGAAAACUGAGUAAUUACCACUUUAUGACGGAAAGUUAAAAAAAAACUUCAAAAUGUUGACUGACUGUACUAUGAUAUUUGCUCAUCAUAUCAUAUGAGUGUUCCCUUCAAAAACAAUUACAGUACCCCGUGAAUGACUGGUCAAAAAGUGGAAUUCUGGGAAUGCUUGUAGCCGCAGUUAUCACCAAUUCUAUUAUGAUCAUCUAUGUUUUCUUUGCACGAAAAAUUCACUUGUCACUGAAAGCAUGCACAUUAUCAUGUACUACGAAAAGAUUACAUUCAAGUCUUCUCAAAUCUUUAAUUGCGCAAACUAUAAUUCCAUUAAUAAGUACAAUCAUCCCUUUAUUUGUUGUAUGGUUCCUCCCACUUGCCGGUGAUAAUUAUGGAGUGUAGGUUAUAGAUUCAUAAGUUCUUGAAAUUUUUAAAUACUUUCAUAAUACUGUCAACAUAUAUUGUGCCUAUACUAAGCGUUUAUCCUGCAAUUGAUCCAGUUGUUAUCACUUGUUCAUUAUCAGAUCACAGAAAUUCUGCAUUGAAGAUAUUGGGAUUCCAAAAAGAUAAAACCAAUGUAUCUAAACGUUGA
Molecule: messenger RNA, 1318 nt
Organism: Caenorhabditis elegans
Lineage: Eukaryota; Metazoa; Nematoda; Chromadorea; Rhabditida; Rhabditidae
Source: the annotation of a RefSeq genome assembly